Molecule: messenger RNA, 1353 nt
Organism: Centropristis striata (black sea bass)
Lineage: Eukaryota; Metazoa; Chordata; Actinopteri; Perciformes; Serranidae
Gene: mat2b
Product: methionine adenosyltransferase 2 non-catalytic beta subunit methionine
Exons: 7
Coding region: 117-1127 (336 amino acids)
Biological process (GO): S-adenosylmethionine biosynthetic process
Cellular component (GO): methionine adenosyltransferase complex
Molecular function (GO): methionine adenosyltransferase regulator activity
Source: RefSeq, a predicted model, not a curated record
CUGAUCUGAGGGCGGAAGCGAAGAGAGAAAAACAAAGUGCGCAUCAGAGAAUCCGACAGAUCGAUACCUGAUCAGUCACCAGUAAUCAAUAAUCAAUAUCAGAAACAGGGGGACAGAUGAGCCGCGCAGGCGCAGAACACAGAAUUAUCUUCAGCCCGGGCCGUGUGCAGCUGCUCCAGGAGGAGGAAGCGAUGGUUCCGGCUCCGUCGGUUCUGGUUACCGGGGCGUCGGGUCUGCUGGGUCGAGCCGUCUGCAGAGAGUUUCAGAACGCCGGCUGGUUGGUGAUCGGGACGGCUUACAGGAGAGCUAGGCCACGCCUCCUCCGCUGUGACCUCACAGACGAAGACGCUGUCAGAGCACUACUGCAGGAGCACAAGCCUGACGUGGUGGUCCACUGUGCGGCGGAGAGGCGUCCAGACGUGGUGGAGAGACACACCGAAGCAGCCGUCAACCUCAACGUUCACGCCACCAGCACGCUGGCCAAGGAGGCGGCCUCCUGUGGAGCGUUCCUGCUCUACAUCAGCAGCGACUACGUCUUUGACGGCAGGAAUCCUCCGUACGGAGAAGACGACACGCCAAACCCUCUCAACAUCUACGGACGCAGCAAGCUGGAGGGGGAGAGAGAGACACUACGCCACUGCCCAGGCGCGGUGGUGCUGCGGGUGCCCGUGCUCUUCGGGGAGGUGGAGUCUGUGGCGGAGAGCGCUGUGACAUCACUGUGGCAGAAGGUUGCCGAGGCGACGGAGAGCUGCACGCUGGACCACUGCCAGCAGAGGUUUCCUACUGACGCCAGAGACGUAGCAGCUGUCUGCAGGAAGCUGUCAGAGAGAGACAGACAGGACCCGUCCAUCAGAGGAAUAUUCCAUUUCUCUGCUAAAGAGCAGAUGACCAAAUAUGAGAUGGCCGUGUCCAUCGCUGAGGCCUUCAACCUGCCGUCCAGCCACCUCAUACCUCUGACGGAGCAGCUGGCGGCCUCGGCUCUUCGUCCAAUCAACAGUCAGCUCAACUGUUCCCGCCUGGAGCUGCUCAACCUGAGCGUCACGCCGCGACCUUUCACCUCCGCCAUCAUCGACUGUCUCUGGCCCUUCACCCCGGACAAACGCUGGAGACAGACCGUCUUCCACUGAGAGAGAGACAGGCAGAGAGACAGACAGGAAGCUAGAGAGAGAGAGACUGACAGACAGACUGGCAGAGAGGGAGACAGGUAAAGAGAGACAGACAGGCAGAGAGAGGGAGACAGGUAGAGGGAGACAGACAGGCAGAGAGAGGGAGACAGGUAGAGGGAGGGAGACAGGCAGAGAGAGACAGGUAGAGAGAGGGAGACAGGUAGAGGGAGACAGACAGACAGGUAGA